This is a messenger RNA of Chlamydomonas reinhardtii, 2077 nucleotides long. RefSeq lists its product as uncharacterized. Lineage: Eukaryota; Viridiplantae; Chlorophyta; Chlorophyceae; Chlamydomonadales; Chlamydomonadaceae. The record is from RefSeq and is a predicted model, not a curated record. The transcript has 8 exons. Bases 125 to 1783 code for a protein of 552 amino acids.
GUGUAAACGGCCUCUAUAAGCGUAGCUACAAGAGAAUGUUGUUCUGCAAGGGUCAAAGCAAAACUGAUUGAAGCCAAUUGCGACAAGCACGCCCCGCGUACAUCAAAUAGAGGCAAACACAAAGAUGUGGCGUGCGUUGAUGUCCAGCCGAUUUGCGUCGUGGGUCGUGGGCAAGGUCAGUCUGCCCAAAGAGCGGCAAUUGCAGCACGAGCUCGACCUGCAGCGCCUGUACAUCCUCACGCACCUAGCGCGAGCCGGAGCCGCCGGGAAACAGGUCAACUUGCAGGCGCUUAUGCUCAAGAGCCAGUCCCUGGAGCCGCCUGUCAUCCGGGCGGAGGUGGAGGCGGCCCUGACGGCGCAGGUGGUGGCGGUGGCGGAGGCGCUGCACCAGGAGCUGAAGCAGGCAGGCGACCCGGCACUGGCGGCGGAGGGCAUGGCGGCGGCGGCGGCUGAGAUUCAGCGCCGCAAGGCACGUGACGCGUCCGGAUUCAGCAAGCUGAUCAAGGGUCUGCGCGGAGACAACAAAGCCGGCGGUGGCAGCGGCAGUGGCAGUGGCAGCAGUGGUGGCGGCAGCAGCAGGGGCGCGCCGGUGGCCUGUGGAGCGGAGGGGACGGGCGCGGCGGGCCCCGGCCCGAGCAGUAGCGGCAACAGUGGCGGCAGUGGCGGCAGCUGGCGGGUAAUGAGUCAGUCAGCGCUGGCGGCGGCGUUGCAGCGGCGCGGCGGGUUCUCGCUGUCACUGCGCCCGUCGUCGGUGCCACAUCCCGAGGCGGGCGUGGGCGUGUUCUUGGAAGGCGAGGCGCGGGCGGGCACUGUGGUGGCCGUAUUCCCGGGGGUGCUGUACGGCCGCACACAGCUGGCGCACAUGCCCAAUUUCCCGAAGGUGGACACAGACAACCCCUACCUCAGCUGCCGGUACGACCAGAGCAUUGUGGACUCCAAGCCCUGGGGCCGCGGCGACCCGGGAGGCAGCAGCAGCAGCAGCAGUAGUGGCAGUGGGCGCAGCAGUAGCAGCGAGAAUUGGCAAGCGACGGCGGCGCCUGCCGCGGCGACAGCAGGCGGCGGUGGCACGUGGUGGGGUUGGGCCGGGCCGCUGUCUGCCGCCCUGACCUACCUCGAGGGCCGUCACCCGCUGGCGCUGGGGCAUUACGUCAACCACCCGGGGCAGGGCCAGUCGCCCAAUGUGUUGGAGGCGCCACUCGACAUCCCGCUGGAUCACCCGCUACUAGCCUUGUUGACUUGCUCCGCCUUGGUCUCCUCAGCCUCGCGCCCCUGGCUGCGAGCCUACCUGCCCUGCCUCCAGCCGCCACUCCACUACGACCCAUUCAAUAAGGCCGCCGGGAACGACGCCGACGAAGGCGACGACGAGGAGGACGAAGACGACGAGGAGGAGGACGACAGGGCGAAGCGGGCCGCCGUAGCAGCGGGCGGCGAUGGUGGCAGUGGUGCUGUGCCGGAGCGGCCGCGCGCCCCCGGGGAGCUGCGGCGGCGGCAGCUGUUGGAGCCACCGGGUGGCGUGGUCCGGCUGCUGGUGCUGGUGGCGACAAGGGGGCUCAAGGAUGGCGAGGAGCUGUUGCAGAACUACCGGAUGAACCCACACGUGCGCCGGCCCGACUGGUAUGUGGUGCACGACGCGGAGGCGGAGGAGCGGCGCUGGGCCAAGAUCCGGGCCCUGGAUCUAGGAUUCAAGGGGGGCAAGACUGCGGCUGCUGCUGGCGCUGCUGGAUCCACGGGCUCUGGCGGCUCGGGCAGUCAAGGCUCGGGGCCGGCCAGCCCUGCAGGUUGAGCUGGGCCGUGGUGUGGGGGCCUGUCAACGGGCCUGUCGCACACCAGGCCUGUAGGGCUUCGCGACGGGCGCUUGCAGUCAUGGUGGAGGUCACGAUGCUGCUUUGGCAGGUCGCGGAGGUCGCAGGAACGCGCACGGAGGACGAGCUGUGUGGGAGGCAAGGAGGUUCGGGCUCGAGGUUCGGCGGGCUGUCUGUCGUGUGCAAGAUCCAGCCGAUGAGGAUUGACCAACUGCUUUCAUAAAAACAAGCAUUCUGAUACUGCUACUACAUGCUCGUUGUAAAGCUCCUGGCGU